Molecule: messenger RNA, 1829 nt
Organism: Diorhabda sublineata
Lineage: Eukaryota; Metazoa; Arthropoda; Insecta; Coleoptera; Chrysomelidae
Gene: mRpS35
Product: 28S ribosomal protein S35, mitochondrial
Exons: 5
Coding region: 834-1799 (321 amino acids)
Biological process (GO): mitochondrial translation
Cellular component (GO): mitochondrial small ribosomal subunit
Molecular function (GO): structural constituent of ribosome
Source: RefSeq, a predicted model, not a curated record
AUCUUCCUGAUCUUUGCUACAAGCACAGAAUAUCAAAACCAAAGUUAAUAUUACAGACAAACCAGUCAAUAUACUUCUAUACUUUCUCUAUGAUGAACAUUUUUUUUAAUAGAUAUCCGUAACUUUAAUAUCCAAAAACUUUUAUUUGUAUUUUUACCGCUUCCACGCAAAUAGAUAAUAAAAAUAAUAUUCAAAAUAAGCCAAAUUAAGUAAUUCUUCCAAACCGUGCACUUAUCCGGACGAUUUAAAAUAAAUAAUUCGAUAGUUGUCGUUUGUAGCCCGCCCUACAUUUAUGCGUAUCCUUUUUGUAAGAGUAAAAAUAGUAAAAGGAACAUUUAUCACUCUAGAAAUCUCAUAACAUUCUUCAUCUGUGUGAAAGUCUACUCACGCUGACGUUGAUACAAAAUAAGAAAUAGAUAUGAAGCUCUUUCUGUUUGUAUGAAAUAAAUGAAAAACAAAUUUCAAGUGAUAAAUAUCUAUACAAUAAUUUUUAUUAGUAGAUUCCAUAUGAAUAAAUCAUUCAAUUGUAAAAAAUUUCCAUCCAACCAAUCAAAACGUUGAAUAAGAGAUUCUCACGACCUCGAUACUCAAAAUUUCCAACAUAAUUCAGCAUCAUAAUUAGAUAUUAAAAUAUUUUUUAGUAAGAGUUCUCUAAAUAAUUUAUGGCGUUUGUCCAUACAGAACAUAUCUUGUUCAGUUGUUGUCCAUUAGCUCCAAUAUAUCUUGUAGAGUUAACCACAGAACAUACCCUAUUGGGAGUCAACUGUCAUUAUAGUUGCUCAAAAUAAUGCAUAGGUUAAUGCUAUAACCUGAAGAAAAAAAAACGAAGAAAAAUGCUGAACUGUAUGAAAACUCUUGAAAGAAAUUAUUUAUCAAACUUUGAAAAGAAAAUAUGCUGUUGGUAUUCAAAUACAGUAGUAGAAGCAAAGGACGAGUUUCGAGUACUUAAUAUAAGGAAAUCUAAAGGGGCAUUUCAAGAAAGAAAGCCGAAGAGAGUAAUGCCUGUAUUGCCUCCAAGAACAAAACAAAUGAAAGUAGAUCAAGAUUGGGGAAGUGUUUGGCCAGGCCCAAGAUCUUUUCAUCCAGCCACAGUUCCGUUACCAGUUAGACAAGGUUAUGUAGAAAAACGAGCUUCUCCUGAUAAAUUUGCAAAUGCAGAGUUGAUGAAAAUUCCUAAUUUUCUUCAUUUAACACCUCCUGUUAUUGAGAGACAAUGUAAAGCUUUAAAGAAAUUUUGCACCAGCUGGCCAAAAGCUUUAGACAAUGAUGAAAACUGUGAAAAGCAUUUUCCUUUUGAGUUUACAUUUAGCGAUUAUUGUUAUUCCUCCCCAUCUAUAAGAAAUCCUUUAGCUCGAAUAGUUACCAUGAAGUUUAAAUUGGAAUCAUUAAAAUUGAAUCGUAGAGCAAAAGAUAAAUUUUUAAGACUUGUUGGAGAUAGGUACGAUGAAGCAAGUGAUACUGUAACUAUAGUCACAGACAGAUGUCCCCUUAGAAAGCAAAAUUAUGACUAUGCAUUAUACCUAAUUACUGCUCUGUACCACGAAUCUUGGAAUGUUGAACCUUGGGAACAGUUAAAAUCAGAAGCUGAUAUGGAAUGUUAUGAAUGGGAUAAAAGCAAAUCUAAAACCAACAUUGAACAAUUAUUUAAUACGACUUCUGAUAAAAUAGAUAAUAUUGAUAUGUAUGCAAAUUCAGUAGAUAGACUGAUGAAUGAAGGUGAAAAUGAGUAUACCAUUAACAAAUACGGAGAAGCAGUACGAAAAAUUUUAGGCUUACCUUCUACUGUAACAUGCACGUAAAUUUUUAAGAAAAUAAAUAAUAUGUAAAUA